AUGAGUGUCAGUCCUCCAGCUCCAAUAACGAUUGAAUCACCUGUUUAUCCUCCUCCUUCUUCUUACCCAUCAACCGCUCGAUCUCCACAUGAUCGCCCCAACGCAGACGCCAGACGAAGAAAGAAACACCGAUUUACGCCCACACUACGGGUAUUCUCUUCGUUCCUCUAUCACACAAGUUUCUACCUUUGUAUAUUGGUCAUAGCUGUCUUGUUGGUGGGUACAGCUUGGGGAUUAGGUGAACAAGCUUGGAGAACAGGUGGUCAGAGAAGAUGGAAUAUCGUCAUUCUGGUUGCUGCUUAUGUUGUUUUGGGUAUCAUAUCAGUCUUACAUGUCUGGUCAAGAGUAUUAAGUAUCAAAAGAGUAUUGAGAACAAUGCCAAAACCUUAUAUACCUACUAAACAAGUUGAUUUACCUAAAAAAGUAGCUAAACAUAUCGCUACAGAAUACUCUAGAACAGCAGUCAUAGCUCAUAUCUCACAAGCUACUACGGGUCAACAAGAAGGUUGGGGUAGACCAGGUACAAAAUGGGAAGAUAAACAUUUCAGAACAUAUAUACUUUCCACUCUACCCAUCAUGAGACAAGCUCUUGCUCCUACACCAUCUUCAGCACCUUUGUCCCUUCAACCUCUAUUAGAAGCUUCAGCUAAGAUCAACGAUAAUGGUGCUAUUCGAUUGUUCGUCAAUUCGUAUGCUAAGAUUAUAGAAAGAGCAAGAUACGCAAGGAAGGAACCUAGUCAAGCUGAUGCUGAAGCUGUAGAAAAAGUAGUAGACGUCGUUCUUCUCACACUCGAAGUCAAACGCCGUCGAGAACAAGAUCGAGAAAGAGCGCACGGAUGA
Molecule: messenger RNA, 840 nt
Organism: Kwoniella shivajii
Lineage: Eukaryota; Fungi; Basidiomycota; Tremellomycetes; Tremellales; Cryptococcaceae
Exons: 6
Coding region: 1-840 (279 amino acids)
Source: RefSeq, a predicted model, not a curated record